This is a messenger RNA of Aegilops tauschii subsp. strangulata, 1978 nucleotides long. RefSeq lists its product as uncharacterized. Gene Ontology annotation, molecular function: protein binding. The record is from RefSeq and is a predicted model, not a curated record. NCBI's taxonomy places the organism in Eukaryota, Viridiplantae, Streptophyta, Magnoliopsida, Poales, Poaceae.
AUGUGGAAGAAGUACUACCGUGAGACCACAGAGGAGAGAAAAGAAAGACAGAGGUUAACUGAAGAAAACAUCGACAAGAAGGUUGAGAUUGUGGUUGAGAAGAAAUCAGCGUCGCCUGUCGUGCCGGGUGAUAGCAGACGGAGUAAGGAAGAGGCUCCAUUAGUCGCUGAUGACAUCGCCGCCGUCGAAGAAGCAAUGCAUGAUAUCGAUGCCAUAGAUGAGGAUGAGGAUGACGAUGACACUCUACAGUAUCUCAAUACUGGCGCCUAUGACGAUGGAGGAUUGAUGGCUCAGCAGUAUGAGUACUCAGAGUUUGAGCGUCAUGAUUCGGUGCCUGAAUUGCCGCCUCCGGAGGCUGAACGUAUUAUAGACGACCUUCCAGCACCAAAGAAGCAUAGGAAGAGAGCGAGGAAAGGACACAAUAAAGCUGCUGCUAUGAUCCAUCCGCCUCCGCAGCCUCGGGUUCAAGACCUCUGCGCAAAGCACCGUGAAUACGCGAGGGACUACAUCGUCGAAUUCAUGGUCGCCAAUAAGGAGACGAUUCUCGUGCCUUAUCAUCCCAUCGUUGAUCCGGAUCCCAUUCCCGCCACCACAACGCUGGUAUCCAAGGUGCUCAACCACGACAACCUUUCCCCGGCCGCCCCGUCCCCUGCAGCAGCAGCCACAGACGGUUCCAGGGCCGAUCCCAUUCCAAGCACGGCAUCUGUGGAUGCCAAGAAGCGGCCAUGUUCCAUGAAGCCGGCCGACCCCAUAUCCAAGGACGCCGACAAUACUAGUUCUUCACUAGCACCCCUGGACGACGAGGAUCUCCUCCAAGAGAUCCUUCUCCGCCUCCCUCCUAAGCCAUCUGUACUCCCCCGCGCCUCCCUUGUCUGCACACGCUGGCGCAGGAUCCUCUCCGACACACAAUUCCUCAGCCGCUACCGCAAACACCACAGGAAACCUCCCUUGUUGGGCUUCUUUGCAGGAUCUACUAGUACACACCAUGACUUUGUUCCUGUUCUGGAUAAGAAGCCUGACUGCAUCCCAACCGCGCGCUUCUCCGUGCCCAAGAGCAGCAAAUCAUAUCACCACUGGGACUUCCUCGGCUGCCGCCACGGGCUCGCUAUCCUACUCAUCAAUUGGCGACGGGAGGUCAUUGUGUGGGAUCCCCUCACCGGACAGCAGCACCGCAUGUCUUCUCCUCCGGGACUUCAUGAAACCGAAGGGGAGAAAUUCUGGGUUUGGCACGCCGCCGUGCUGUGUGCUGAUGAUGAGGAUGGACAUGUGCACGGCGAUUGCUUCUCUAGCCCGUUUAAAUUGGUUUUGGUGUGCAGCGGACGCACGCAGGCUUCCGCUUGCCUCUAUGAAUCGUUGUCUGGUGUAUGGAGAAAUAUUGUCUUGACGACGACCACAGAAGCGAUUCUUCAAUUCAGGCCAAGCAUCCUCAUCGGAAAUGCACUUUUCUGGUUGUUAAGUGCAGGUGGGGUCCUUGCAUUUGAUAUUGACAGGCCGAGUCUUGGUGAGAUCGAGAAACCGGUGGACGCUCAUCAUACCGACUGCUUUUCCUUUCAGCUCUUACGGACAGAUGAUAGUGGCCUUGGCUUUGCAGUUCUUUCAAAACUGAGUAUCCAUAUAUGGGAGAAGAAAUUGAACUCUGAUGCUAUCCAAUGGGUGCCGCUGCAGAAAAUCUUUCCACGGGGAAUGCGUAGCGACCUCAAAGAGGUGGAGAUGGUGGGUUAUGAAGAGCAGGCCCGUACGGCAAGCAUGUGCAGAGUGUGCGAUUGCACAGGGCCUCUAAAAGUUUGGGGCCCCCAAAAUUAUCUUAAAUAGCAUUUAAUAGUAAUAAUCAGAACAAUAAUCAAGGAAUGGUAUAGAUUUCCGGUGCAACGAUCCAGUUUCCAAUGCCAACUACUAGUUCCAAACUCCAAGUCCAACAAAUACACAAGCACAGGCAUUUCUGACCCCCCUCAUUUGGAUUAUAAAAUUUUCCCAUGCA